AUGCUUCUUUGUCAAACGUACGAAAACGCUUUAGAAAGUUAUCAUUUCAUCAUCAUGGGAGUAGGUUGUUUGAAGACUAGAGCAAAGGAGAGGGAAGGAAUGACUAUUCCUGCUACGUGUUUACGGGCAAAGCUUCAAAACCAAAAUAGGCAUCGAAAAGACAAAGCGCUCGUGUACACAGCAAUAUGGAGCGAAGGCUUGUCGUUGAGUAAAAUGCCACAAAUUAGAGGGGUCGAUGAUCUUCGUCCAAACUGUCUGGAUCGUCAAAUAGUGACUGCUCUCGUCCACCACACUCCUAUAGUCUUCACUUCUGUGGACGGAAUCGUUCCAUUCCUAAAAGAGAUCCCAGAUGGGAGAGACACAUGGCUAGCCAGACUACCUACAUAUUCUGUGGAGUGGCACUGCAAGAAGAUUAUCGUGAUUGUCUCGAAACCGCCCCUUUGGGUUCUAUCAUUGUUGCGACGCUACGCUACCUUGAUAAGCCAUUUUAGCACACUCUCAGCUUUCAGGAACUACCUCGCAACUAUCACACUCCAAUCACGGAUCCGGAAACGAACCUACUUCGAAUUAUUGACCUGUCAGCUACGCCAGCUAUUUCCAAAAUUCGUUAGCAAUUUACAAGAUCAAGCGCCAUUGGAGUGUGAAAUGGGCAGGGCUGCGGUUUUCGAGUACAUAGAAGGAAAUAUCUGGAGGAGAUCAGCUUAUGCAUGCUGUAAAUUCAAGGCAAAGGCUAUUCUUAGUAGAAGACAUCUCGAGGAAUUACAUCGAAGUACGGCCCGCAUCCUCCUUCAAAAUGGUUUGGAUUGGGGCAAAGGUUGA
This is a messenger RNA of Lindgomyces ingoldianus, 819 nucleotides long. RefSeq lists its product as uncharacterized. NCBI's taxonomy places the organism in Eukaryota, Fungi, Ascomycota, Dothideomycetes, Pleosporales, Lindgomycetaceae. The record is from RefSeq and is a predicted model, not a curated record. The transcript is spliced from 9 exons. The coding region runs from base 1 to 819 and encodes 272 amino acids.